GUUCGAUCUCGAGCCUCCUGUUGAUCCUUUCUUGCACAAUCAUGGCGGAAUCUCUCAAUCCCCCCCCUCUCCUACGAGGCCUCAGCGACCACCACCCACCCUCACGAGGCAACCUCCCUGCCCACCGAGGUGGUGGCAUGCCUGAAGAACUCCCGCUUCCUGCAUCUGGCAACAUGUGA
Penicillium subrubescens is the source of this 179-nucleotide messenger RNA. RefSeq lists its product as uncharacterized. The coding region runs from base 42 to 179 and encodes 45 amino acids. The record is from RefSeq and is a predicted model, not a curated record. Lineage: Eukaryota; Fungi; Ascomycota; Eurotiomycetes; Eurotiales; Aspergillaceae. The transcript is spliced from 2 exons.